AAUACAUACCACACGUUUAAUGAAUAGAUUUUUCUCCAUAAUUUUAAUUUAUCAAAAGCGCAAACGGAGUUCGAUCAAUUCGAAUACAUAAUCGUACAAAAUAAACAGAUAGAAAGACAUACAAUUCGAUACCUUAAUAUAGAAAGGCUCUAUGCCACAAUUUUGUUUCUUCAAAUAUAGUUUGAAAAUUUAGCGAAAAGCAAAGUUCUACAGUUACCAAAAUCGUCGAAGUGCUGAUUUUAUUAAACAUAAUAAUUUUUAUAACGCUGUAUUAUUUGUUUUCAAUUUCUAUUAGAUAUGUACAUAUAUUGUGAGCUAUUUGACAGAUUUUGUAUAGAUCUGGAUUCGAAAUGAAAAUGAGUUAGGGCCUUUCUAUAUUAAGGUAACGAUUUGUAUAUUCGCCAUCUUUCGGCAGUUAAGUCAUAUGUUAAAGCUGCCCAUAUUAUCCUUAUCAAGCUUACUAAUUAUAUGACGAAAGCUCACAAAACGAGAGUUUUGAAUUAAUUUUCUAUAUUGCUAAAAAUUAUAUAUACAUACAUAUAUAUAUAAUAAAUAAAUCGUAAAUGUGUGCUCUGAAAAGUAAUUUCUAAAGAAAUCACCGAAGCGUGGCAGCUCCAAAAACAAAUAACGGUUUUGCAUCCCUAUAAUGUAGAAAAUACCCAAUCUAUGACCCCCAACCCACUCAACCCUCAGCUAAACGAACUGUCAAAAAGUAAGAUUAAAAAAAGUUUACUCAGGUUGAAUCAUCUUUAUAAGCAGCACGGAAAUAGUCUCCCGUAUUGAAAAACAAUCAUUGAUUUUCACAAGUCGCGGAAAAUUCGUUACAGUAAAGCGUUUCCUUAUUUAAAGCUAAAGAAAAGUGCACACUAGUAUUUAUAAUUUUGUUAAGUGUAUUAAGGCAAAAAAGUAAGAAAUGGAAGUUUUGUGGCAUAAGGCGUGUAACCAUUUUGCAGUGCCUGAAGAUGUUGCCAAAAGCUGGUACGCACGCAUAAAUCAACGUUUAAAUGAAUGUCAGUCAAAACGUUACUACCAUAAUUGGAAUGAAAUGAUGCAACAUAAACAAGAACAUCUGCAACACUUUAAGCCUGCUCUGCUGCUGGCGGCAUUCUUUCAAUACUACUCGUACGAUGGCAUACAGCCUUGUGCGAAAGGAAAUUGUGCAGCAUUUGAAGAAUUUUGUUGCGAUGCAGCGCUGGAUGAUCAAGAAUCGAAAAACUUAAUAUUGAAGCUUUUGGGUGAUAAUUCGGCUGAGAAUGAGCUGUCCACAACAUACGAAGAUGAUGCAAACUUACUGCAGGACUUAGAUCUCGUUAUACUGGCCGCAAAUACUGAAACCUAUAAGCGUUAUUGUCAACUACUGCGUCGAGAGUAUGAACAUAUGGCUGACGAAGAAUAUAAAAGUAUGCGCUUAAAGGUACUUCAAACGUUACUAAGCAUACCAAAUAUAUUUUCAACACCAGAAUUUCAAACGCGUUAUGAAGCUGCAGCUCGCUCAAAUAUGAAAGAUGAAAUAAAUACACUCAAAGCAUAAUUUAAAUAGAAUUUUAUGAAGGAAAUCACCAAAUAUUUUUAAAUCGAUGUUAAUUCGUGCGCGUGGCUUAUACGGGUUCUAUAUAGCUAUUCAGUAAAUGUUAGCUUAAACAGUUCUGCGCAUAUAUAGGUACUACAUUGCGUAAUCGUAUUGCAUACGAAAAACACUCAAAUCAGUAAUCAAAAACGAGACAUUUAGAAGUCGCAACUCAAUCAAAUGAAAGUUAACUUAUGUAAUUUGAAGUAUAAUAUGUAUUUAGUCUAAAGUUACUCGCUUGUAUGUAUGGAUUUAAAUAAUAUUUAGCUAGUAAUUAUGUAAGUUGCGUUUGUGGGCUGCAGCAGUUUCAAAUGCAUAUAUAAAUUAUAAUUAAUUUUGUAAUUAUUUGCAAAAAAUAUUAAUUUCCCCAUUAGUUCCUUGAAGAAAUAAAUGAAGAGCGAUCUCAAUGGUGUCAAAUUCAAAACAAACUACCAAACAUCCAACCCACCUGUAUAUGCAGACCGACUAACUGUUUUUUUUUCGACUUCGCUAAACCACAAGGGCACAAACAAUUCUUUGAAAAUAUUUAGUAAAAGCCUCACAUAUUAUGCGUGUAUUUAUCUAAUUUAAAGGAAACAAUAAUGUACAAUAAAUAUGUUAAAAAU
Rhagoletis zephyria (snowberry fruit fly) is the source of this 2172-nucleotide messenger RNA. RefSeq lists its product as uncharacterized. NCBI's taxonomy places the organism in Eukaryota, Metazoa, Arthropoda, Insecta, Diptera, Tephritidae. The record is from RefSeq and is a predicted model, not a curated record.